AUGGAGAAUAUCACAUCCCUCUUGCCCAUCAGCCGUUCUCUUGUUCCCGUCGCCCUCGCUGUCACUUCAGUAAUAGUCUACUGUCUUGCUCUUGCCAUCUACCGUCUCUAUUUCCAUCCCAUCGCCCAUUUUCCAGGCCCCCGGCUCGCUGCACUGACAAGAUGGUACGAGUUCUACUACGAAAUCAUCCAGAAAGGUCAAAUGACUUUUCACAUUCAAGACCUCCACAAGAAAUAUGGUCCCAUCGUCCGAGUGACACCGAAUGAAUUGCACGUUCUCGACUCCGACUAUUUUGAAGAACUGUACGUCAAGUCCGGCAGACUCGACAAGUACGCCCCCUUUUCGGCCAGGUUCGGCACCGACGAUACCUUCUUCACUGCGCCGCUGCAGGAAGACCAUCGUCGCUUGCGCAAUGCGGUAGCCCCUUUCUUCUCCAAGCGGAAAAUCAUCGACUUUCAACCCGUGGUGCACGCUAAAUUGGGGAAGCUUUGCUCCAGAGUCCAAGAAUACGUAGGGACCGAUCGUGUGCUGCCGCUUCACCGUGCCUGGACGGCCUAUGCAGGCGACGUCGUGACCCAGUUCUGUUUCGCAAAGGCCUACGACCACCUCGACUCUCCAGAUUUCAAGGAGACCUUUCAUGAAGCGAUGCAUGCCGCCUGCGAAUCGUCCAGCGUGCUGAUGCAAUUUCCUUGGCUUUGGCCUAUAAUGAACAGCCUGCCAGACUGGUUGGUGCUGAGGCUCGAGCCGAACAUGUAUAUGCAUAUACAAGUGCAGCAGGACUUCCAUCGAACCAUUUCCGCGCUCAGAGAGAACCACGACGAACCCGAGAAGAUGGUCGACCAUCCCACGCUAUUCCACGAGAUGCUUCACAGUGACCUCUCCUCGAAAGAGAAGUCCGUGAACCGCAUGGUGCAAGAGGCUCAAGUCAUCAUCGGUGCCGCAAUCUUGACCACGUCCUGGGCCGCGGCAGUGGCCAGCUUCCAUAUCAUUAACAGUCCAGAAAUCUUCAGGAAGCUGCGCGCCGAGCUAGAAGAAGCAAUUCCCGACCCAUCGAGGCAACUCGACUGGCAAAAUCUUGAGCAGUUGCCGUAUCUGACAGGGUGUAUCAAAGAAGGUAUUAGACUAGCAUAUGGCAUUGCUUCGCGACUACCUCGCGUGGCCCGCCAUGAUUUGAAGUACAGAGACUGGGUUAUUCCAGCCGGUACCCCGGUUUCCAUGACAAUCGUCGACAUGAAUCACGAUGAGGAGGUCUUCCCCCAGUCGCAUUCUUUCGUUCCAGAGAGAUGGUUGGAUAAUCCAACUACCAAGGACGGCCAGCCUUUGGAGAGGUACUUCAUUGGCUUUGGGAGAGGAACGAGGCAAUGUAUCGGUCUGAAUCUUGCUCAAGCCGAACUGUACAUGGGACUUGCCACCAUGUUUAGGAAGUUCUCCUUUGAGUUGUACGAGACCGACCUGUCGGACACGGUUCUCGCUCAUGAUUAUUUCGUGCCAACUGUCAAGAUCGACACCAAGGGAAUUAGAGUUAAGGUGAAAUCGGUUGAAAAGUAG
Cladophialophora psammophila CBS 110553 is the source of this 1548-nucleotide messenger RNA. RefSeq lists its product as uncharacterized. The record is from RefSeq and is a predicted model, not a curated record. Gene Ontology annotation, molecular function: monooxygenase activity; oxidoreductase activity, acting on paired donors, with incorporation or reduction of molecular oxygen; iron ion binding. The transcript has 4 exons. Lineage: Eukaryota; Fungi; Ascomycota; Eurotiomycetes; Chaetothyriales; Herpotrichiellaceae. Bases 1 to 1548 code for a protein of 515 amino acids.